UCAAGCCGGUUACUGCAUCGCCGGUGUAGCAGGCUUUGUUGUUGUGGAAUUGCGCAUGCGCAAUGACAUGAAUGGCCGCUGUGCCUGACAGCCCACCAGGAAGUGUGGCGGACAAAUACUCGGGACAUUGUACGGCGUUUGCGACCGAAACCGGAGGAGGCACCGACGGUGGCGCGCCCAUCGGCCCGGACUGCUCUCGCUGAGCGUCGGUACCGUCUCCGGCCCGGAUUCGGCCUCCGGGAUCUCAGUUCAUGCGGGCCGUCUGCGGGGCUGUGCGUCCGAACCCCCCCCGCCUGUCGGGUCCAGAGCCCGGUGCUGCUCUGUUGAAGCUCCGUCAAAUACUGUGCGCGUCCCCCUCCCGACUGCAAUGGGAUGCUGCGGUAGCACUGAGAGGACAAAGAGAGAAUGGAGACCGCUGGAGGAGCGAAGCUGCACUGACCUGCCCUGGUUCCUGCUCUUCAUCAUCUUCUGUGUCGGCAUGGGGAGCGUGUGUGCCUUCACCGUGGUCACCGGCGGCGCCGCCCGGCUCGUCUUCGGCUACGACAGCUAUGGCAACACUUGCGGCCGCCGCAACCAGCGCGUGGACGAUGUCAAACUCAGCGGCCUGGACCACACGGACAGGAAGUUUGUCUUCUUCCUUGAUCCUUGCAACAUCGACAUUGUUCAGAGGAAAAUUAAGUCGGUGGCUCUGUGCGUGUCCCUGUGUCCCCCUGAAGUUCUCAACACCUACCAGGACCUGAUGAAGUUCGCCAUGGUCAAUGGUUCCGAGCUGUGUUCGUACGAGUUAGCUGGUCACAAGUACCCGGGUCUGCCCGAGAGGUUCUCCAAGUGUCCCAAACUUCCUGUCCCGCCGAGCAAACCGUUGCCGCUUUUCAACCGCUGUACGCCCCUGGACAUCGCUUGUUAUACCAAGUUCGCAGAGGCCGUGGUGACCUUUGUCAGCGAUAACUCGUUUCUGCAUCGAGUCAUCGCUGGCGUGGCGGCCAGUAAAGAGGUCAUCGUGGGACUUUGUCUUCUGGCACUGAUGCUCUCCAUGAUGCUCAUGGUGAUCAUCCGUUACAUCUCGGCCGUCCUCGUCUGGAUCCUCACCUCCUUGGCGGUCCUCGGGUCUCUGGCUGGUACCAGCGUGCUCUGGUGGUUCUAUGUUGACCACCGUCUCCAUGGAAAUGAAACCCACACAAAGGUGACAAAAGACGACGAGCCGACGCCAGAUGGAAACCAGACGCUGCUCGUGUACGCCAUCGCUGCCACCGUUUUCACGGUCAUCCUGCUGCUGCUGAUGCUCUUCAUGAGGAAGCGAGUGGCGUUGGCUAUCGCUUUGUUCCACGUGGCGGGAAAAGUCUUCAUCCACUUGCCCCUCCUCACCCUCCAGCCCUUCAUCACCUUCCUGCUGCUGCUCGUCUUCUGGAUAUACUGGAUCCUGGUUCUGCUCUUCCUGGGAACCAGCGGAGACCCAGUCCACAACGAGGAGACCGGCCUGAUAGAGUUCCGCCUGACGGGGCCAUUGGAGUACCUGACCUGGUACCACGCCGUGGGUCUUGUGUGGAUCACAGAGUUCAUUCUGGCGUGCCAGCAGAUGACCGUGGCUGGCGCGGUGGUCACGUACUACUUUACCAGGUAUGAUUACCUGAUGCACAAAAACACGCGUGUGUGUGUGUGUCACGGGUGUAGUGACGGCAUCGGCGUUUGCAGGGACAAGAAGCGACUUCCUGCGUGGCCAAUCGUGCGCGCAGCUUUGAGGCUGCUCAGGUAUCACGUGGGCACGGUGGCGAAAGGCUCCUUCAUCAUCACGCUGGUCAAGAUCCCUCGACUCCUCCUCAUUUACGUCAGCAAGCAGCUCAAAGGAAAGGUAGCGACGCCCGUCACUCAAACUCAGGUGACGUCGACCCAUCAAGCUCACGCACGUGUGUUUCAGGAGAACGCGUGCGCUCGCUGCGUGCUCAAGUCGUGCAUCUGCUGUUUGUGGUGUUUGGAGAAGUGCCUCAAUUAUCUGAACCAGAAUGCGUACGCAGCGACCGCCAUCAACAGCACCAGCUUCUGCACAUCGGCGCGAGACGCCUUUGUCCUCCUGGUGGAGAACGCCCUUCGAGUCGCCACCGUCAAUGCCAUCGGAGACUUGGUGCUCUUCUUGGGGAAGAUCCUCAUCGUCACCACCACGGCGUUUGCCGGCGUGCUGCUGCUCAACGCCCGGCGUGAUUAUGCCGAGUGGUUGCUGCCGCUGGUUAUCGUUUGUCUCUUCGCCUUCCUGGUGGCGCACUGCUUCCUGUCUGUCUUCGAAAUGGUGGUGGACGUGCUCUUCCUGUGCUUCGCCAUCGAUACCAAGUACAACGACGGUACCCCGGGGAAGGAGUUCUUCAUGGACAAGGCUCUAAUGGAGUUUGUGGAAAGCAGCCGCCGUAUGGAACGCGUCGCUGGCCGUGGGCGGAGCAGAGUGAAGGCAACGACAUCGGAGGGGGCGGAAAUGAAGCCCAUGGUGAGUGACAGCCUCGGAGACGAGAAGAUGACCGAUGACAAGAGUGAAUCUGAAGAGGUGGGGGCGUGGCCUCAAGAGAUCGGUGAAGAGUGGGAGGAUCUUCAGGAGUUCCAGGUGUACUACCUGUUGGUCGGGGUGCUCGUGGACUGGGCGCUGACGGAGCACAGCGACUUUGUCCUCUGUCUGAGCGAGGACGUCGUCCUCUUCCUCUGCGUCUACCUGCCCACCUCCACCCUCUUUCUGUUUGUCAGCCUGCUGCAUUCGCCAAACUCCGCCCCUCCCAGAGAGCCCGCCGCCGUCACUGCCAAAACAACCACCGCCUGCUAACCAGAGCAUGCUAACAAACGUGCAUGUGCUAACAGACUUCCUUGUGGACGUAAAGCAGACAUGCUAACCCCAGCAUGAAUUGAAGCACAUGGAGCCAUGCUAACCGCCUUAUCAUCAUCAUCAUCAUCACUUUCUGUUUAUUUUGUGGUCACCGCUGUGCUUUAACGACUCGUCGUGCGGACAGAGUGACACAUCACGGCAUGGCUCCCGGGACGAGUUCGGCUUGACAAAAUCAGCCAAUGGGACUUCUUAAAAGAAAAGAGACAUUCCAGAAGUUUAUUUUUACCAACGUGUAACAUGUUUACUGUGUUUUCACUCCAGGAAAACAAUAUUUUAAUAAUAAUAAGACAACGUAACGACGUAACCAAGCACUUUAUAUGGAAGCACUGCUGAUUUUUUUUUUUAUAUAGAAAACUCAUCUUCACUUUGUCAGCAACUUUUUUUUUCCCCCUUCAUCUUUUUUGAUGACGCUUUGUAACACCUGGAUAAUAACGAUGAUGAUUAUGUCAUCUGAGGACAUCUCAUCUCUCAUUGAUCGAUCGCCUGAAGGAUCUUGAAAGGAUCAUGUCAAAGGUCAAGCAAGAUGGAGGAAGUAGUUCUUAUCCAAACAUUAGAACCACCACUGACCAAACACCAGAGCAAAAAUUGACACAAAAGAACCUCCAACACAGAUCCAAACAUAACCAUCAAUGACCCAAGCAUCAGAGCCGUUAUUGACGCAAAAAUCUGAAUCACAAUUGACAAACAUCAGAACAAAAAAACAAUUGGAACCAUUAAUGACCCAAACAUCAGAACCACCAUUGACACCAUCAAUGACCCAAACAUUAGAACCAUCAAUGACCCAAACAUUAGAACCAUCAAUGACCCAAACAUCAGAACCACCAAUGACCCAAACAUCAGAACCACCAACAAUACCCCAAACUGAACGACCAUAGAGCCAAUUCUCAGAAGCACCACUGACCCAACUCUCAGAAGCAUCAAUAUCCAAACGUCAGAACCACCAACAAAAAAAAACAAUUGCAACCAUAAAUGACCCAAACAUUAGAACCAUCAAUGAUCCAAACAUCAGAGCCACCAUUGACUCAAACAUUAGAACCACCAACAACAAUACCCCAAACUGAACGACCAUCGAGCCAAUUCUCAGAACCACCACUGACCCAACGCUCAGAAGCAUCAAUAUCCAAACAUCAGAACCACCAACAAAAAAACAAUUGGAACCAUCAAUGACCCAAACAUCAGAACCACCAUUGACACCAUUAAGGACCCAAACAUCAGAACCAUCGACAAUAACCCAGUUGGAACCACCACUGACACCAUUAAUGACCCAAACUUUAGAGCCACCAAUGACCGAGCCCUCAGAACCACCAACAAUAACCCAGUUGGAAACAUCAGUGACCCAAGCAAGAGGACCUUCAGUUACCUAAACAUUAGAACCAUUAAUGACCCAAGAAUAAGAACCACCACCGACCCUCAAAACCAGAACUACAAAUGAACGGCUCAAUAAACGCCACGAGUGGAACGCCUAUUUCCACUGCCACUGUACAUUGGAGGCGGGCAGAAGCUGACCCCCCCCCUCACGCACUAAGGUCACAUGGACUUUUUCUGGUGUGGGUGGAGCUUCCUGUGGAGGUGUUGGCAAUAACACAAAGUCUUCCUGGAGUGAGGCGCUGAGAUCUCCAGACAGGAAACUAGCGACGCUGUGUCCACUGGGACUGGAUCUCGUAGACGAGUUCUGGUGUUGAAAUCAGAACUCGGUCACACACUUACCUACUCAUGAUGCUCAGCUGAUGAUGGUGACGCCCCCCCCAGGUGGUUGGUUGGUUGGUUGUGUGUGUGUAGCUACGGAGGAGGUGGCCGGUUGCACACAAGCAGGCGAAGUCUGGUUUUUGAAACAAUUCAAGCUUGAAGAAUCAGCCAAUCACAGCAAACGUUGGCCAACAGUAAUGGAGGGGCGGGGUUAACAUUGUCCUUCCAACUGCUGACUUGUUGGAUUUGAAGUCCACAGACGUUAGCUAGAAGCUGCAGCUGUAGUUGCAUGACCAUGCUUUCUUCUUCACGUUGUGAAAGUCACGUGACUCGAUGCCGUCAUGUGACCGCACGCGAGUGUUUGGCUUUUUCUCUCUGCAGUAAAAACUUUGUAAUGUCCAACUUUUUUUCUUCGGUUCCUGGAUAUUUUUUUUAUAUUUAUCCUUUCUUAUGUAUAUUUGUUUUUUUAAGAAAAUAGUGAAAUAAAAAAAUAAGAUCUACA
This is a messenger RNA of Doryrhamphus excisus (bluestripe pipefish), 5048 nucleotides long. NCBI's taxonomy places the organism in Eukaryota, Metazoa, Chordata, Actinopteri, Syngnathiformes, Syngnathidae. The record is from RefSeq and is a predicted model, not a curated record.